Molecule: messenger RNA, 3088 nt
Organism: Gavia stellata (red-throated loon)
Lineage: Eukaryota; Metazoa; Chordata; Aves; Gaviiformes; Gaviidae
Gene: LRRC56
Product: leucine rich repeat containing 56
Exons: 13
Coding region: 22-1974 (650 amino acids)
Molecular function (GO): protein binding
Source: RefSeq, a predicted model, not a curated record
GAAAAUCUUCGUAGGAGAGGGAUGGGAAAGCAUAUUGAGAUGGACCUGAAGUGGAAUCCUGGCAGAGUUUCUCGUCCAGCCUCAGCUGCAGUCCGGGUGACUGAUUUGAGUUGGCGAGGCAACCUAAAUCCCAGUCCGCUGAUUAAAGACGAUGGAGAGCUACUUAUGGAUGAAUACCUUUCCCCCAGGAAACUGAAAGCUUUGACAGGGGUAGAUGAUCUGCAGCGAGUGAAGGCCCUAGAGAUGCGAGUAGAUACAAGAGAGAACAGCUUGGGAAACUUUGGUGCCUAUCUACCUAAUCUGAGAGAGCUGAAGUUGAACAAUAGCUUGCUUGUGUCUGUGAGGGAUCUUGGAACCACGUUGUCCCAUCUCCACAUCCUGUGGAUGGCUUGCUGUGGGCUCUCAGAUUUAGAUGGGAUCUCUUCCUUCAGUUCUCUAAAAGAGCUCUACAUAGCCUACAACAAUAUCUCUGACCUCAGCCAGCUGACCUGGUUGGAUCACCUUGAGGUUUUGGACCUGGAAGGGAACAAUAUUGAGGACAUCAACCAGAUGCGGUACCUGGGACUUUGUUGCAAGCUGAGCCGCCUGACAGUGGUGGGCAACCUUAUUUGUCUGAAGCCAAAUGCAGAAUCUGCAGAGGAACCAGAUUAUAAUUACAGAGCUGAAGUAAAAAAACUCAUUCCCCACUUGGAGUAUUUGGAUGAAAUACCAGCAAGCCAGACUGCUCUCCUUCCUUCCAAGAAGAUGCAUGACGAUUGGCUAAUCAUCAAGGAAUCCAUCAAGGAAGGUGGUUUAGCUGGAGACAUUUCAUGGUUAGAUCCAUAUCUUGGGGCGGUAGCAAGGCAGUCUGCAUGCGGCCCGAGACCCCCGACGACUUCCAGACCUGGAACUGCGCAGUGGUCUGCUAAUGCAGGGAGAUCUGGCACCGCCCGCCUGUUGUACGGUGGCUGUCCUCUUCCAGAUCCCACCGUGUCUGAUGAGCUGUUCCCAGAAGAUGACUCCAGCGAUUUGACACAUGGACUCAGUCAAGUUAUAUGUGGGAACCCCACCAAAGCCCUUCGUGCAAGGAGGCAAAAGCUAGGUCCCCCGGCAGUGAGCCCUUUGCAGCUCUGCAGUCUGAGGACAGAAAACCUUUACGGCUCUGGAGGAGGAGGAGGAGGAGAUCCGCACUGGGAAGACGCGUUCUCUGAACCAAGAGCGCGGAGAGAGCAGCACAAGCGGUGCCUGCAAACAGAGCAGCAAGGAAAAGCCGCCCAAGCACUGAAGAUGACUCUUAGUGAUGAGGAAGAGGGUGAAGACUGCAGCCUGACUGACAGCUGUGAAGAUGAGUUGAGGGAGACCUGUGAUGAGGACCUCAUUGAAAGGAUUUCUCUUGAUUCUUCUUGCCACUCCUGUCUCUCCCAGUCUUCCUCAGGUUCAUCACAGGCUCAGGAAGGUGCAGUGUUCUCCAAGCUGAACCGUUGUCUAAUUCCAUCCCCUCCAAAAAGCCCUUCACCUGCAUCUGUAACGGGUGUUGCAGCAAGACCCUGGAAAAUGAGGAACCACAGGGUAAGAUGCCUAAAAAUACCCAGUCAAGAGGAGGACAGGCCGUGGACACAGCAAUGCCAGUCAAGGGCUCAUCAAGAAACUUCAGCCCAGCCUCUGGCCAAGGAACUUGCUCUCCUGAGCCAGCACAGCGCGCCGGCUGCCUCCAGAUCCCGAGGGCAGUGCCAGACUUCUGGGAGCACCGGCCAGCAAAGGCCUAUUUCAGGAGCAGCAGCUGUUGGAUCAACAAGCAUCAGGCCCAUCACGGAUGAGAGUCCUCCUGGAGAGAUCAACCACCACCAGACAGCUGUCUGCUCAUCCACAAAAGCCUCGGAGAAGUUUGGGCUGAUGAACGCCGCUUGGCCCCUGACUGCCAGGGCCAUCCUGCCGUCGUUGCCGGACAGACCCACUGCCUCAACAACACCUCAGGACAAAAAUCCCCAGUCCUAGAAGAUACCCAGGUGGCAGUGUGUGUUGGAGCCAUGUACGCAGCACGAUCUUGAAGGAUCGAUGCUGUCUUUCAGCUUUUUCCGCCAGCUAAACGCAGAGCUGUGCAAGUAGAGCAGUUCAAACAAAUGACAUGAUUUGCCUCAAUUAAGGCUACAGCUGGUCCAGAAAUGCUUUCUUUAAAGAGCACCCGCUGAUCAACAGAAGAGCUAAUCAACCUCUUAUUACAGAAAAACAUGGUUAUUUUUGCAGCCAUCAUGCACUAAAGCAGAACAAGUCCUAACGUAUUUCCUCUCCUCCACGCCAUGCCCAGCUCUGCGAGUCACGCAGGGACACUGAGCCAAGCAGAGCGUGGAGCCUGCGGGUUGCGGAGCGGGCUGGAGGAGAGGAGGGACACAGGGCAUUCCCCCUCACGCUCAGCCGCCUGACCUAACAGCAGCCCCGCGGCGUAUCUUUUGCAGUCCUGGAUGUUUAACGUGCAAGGGACGAAGCCAAGGGCUUGAGAGGAAGCAUUGAGCAGAGCGGGUUGUAAGGGAGGGGUGCGUUGCCCGAGGGAGAGCCCAGGACGGCUGGGUGCUUUCGGAGCUGAUGCCCCCGCAGGAGCUCACCCCAUUCACAGGCAUCCGAGGUUCUUGUUGCUUGCAUCGCCAUGGGAGUGAAUGCUGACCAAGUGGCUCAUCCCAAUAUUAACGUGUUUGUUUGCUCUGUAGCUACCUGGAAGGAUUUCUGUCACUUCCGAUGGAUAGACAUUGCGUCCCGGAAUUUCAUGAGCAGAGCUGACCUCCGUGAGCAGGUGUCAGAGCAUCCCCCGCGUGUGCCUUUAAAGUCCCACCUCUAGUUUUUUUAGCUCAAAUAGACUUUCCAAUUGCAUAUGACAAGGCAGGGAUGUAAGGGAAUAAUGUCUUGUUUUUUCAAUAGGGCAUUUGCUUUAUAUUCGGGAGAGAUUCAGAACAUCUGUUUUAGAAACUGCAGACUGUGAGAUGCUGAUCCAAACGACUGCGCCUUACAACUUUAUUGAUGUAUGCAGUCCGAAACCAAGUGUCAUCACAUUUUUUUCCAGUGUAAGCUACUGUGUUAGAUAUAUGUUUUUAAAUCAGUUGAUAAAACAGUAAUUACA